CUCUCCAUUAUACUUUCUUUUAGCACAAUAUCCCCUUCACAUCUCCCUCCCUCUCUACCCUCCCUCUUAAUAUCUCUCUAGAACUUUCUUUAUAUUUCUCCCUCUAAUUAAAACAUGAUGAUGAUGAGGCCACAACAAUGAAUUAUUGAAAUGUUGACACAGGUCAUAUAAUUAAUCAAAGGUGUAUGUAUGUAGUAGCUUAAAUAGCUGAUGACUUGCACUGGGAUGGCCUUUUUCUCCAAUAAUUUCAUGUUACAAUCCUCCCAAGAAGAUGACCAUCAUGCCACUACUACUUCUCUUUCUCCACUUCUUCAACCAGCUUGCACUACCACCCAAGAUUUUAGUGGUGUUGCAUCUUUCUUGGGGAAAAGAUCCAUGUCUUUUUCGGGUAUGAACAACAUGGAUGGAUGUGAUCAAGAAGGAAAUAACAUGAAUGGAGAGGAUGAAUUAUCAGAUGAUGGAUCACAGCUUUUGGCAGGAGAAAAAAAGAGAAGGUUAAAUAUGGAACAAGUAAAGACACUUGAGAGGAACUUUGAGUUGGGGAAUAAGCUUGAACCUGAAAGGAAAAUGCAGCUAGCAAGAGCACUUGGGCUACAACCGAGACAGAUUGCAAUUUGGUUUCAAAAUAGAAGGGCUAGAUGGAAGACUAAACAAUUAGAAAAAGACUAUGAUGCCCUUAAGAGACAGUUUGAUGCUGUUAAGGCUGAGAAUGAUUCCCUUCAAUCUCAAAAUCAUAAACUGCAUGCUGAGAUAAUGGCACUUAAAAAUAAGGAGUCAACAGAACUAAUCAACCUCAACGUUAAAGAAACAGAAGGAUCUUCUAGCAACAGAAGUGAAAACAGCUCGGAAAUCAAGCUAGACAUCUCAAGAACGCCGGCCACGGAUAGCUCUCUAUCAUCACACCAUCAAAACCAACAGCAGCCCAUCCCUAAUCUGUUUCCAUCAUCGAAUAUCGAUAGGCCUAACACUACCAAUAAUGUGGCUUAUCAGCUUUUUCACAACUCGUCAUCAAGAGCAACAGAACAUCAACUCCAUUGCCAAAAACUCGAUCAAUCAACUGCCAUCAAGGAAGAAUGUUUUAGCAACAUGUUUGUUGGUAUGGAAGAUCAAUCGGGGUUUUGGCCAUGGUUGGAACAACCACAAUUUAAUUGAUGAAAUCAUUAAAUUACAAAAAAGGGGAAAAUCAAAAAUGGUUCUCCAAAUUUGCCUUCAUUCUAGGCUAGCUUUGGUUUGAUGAUUAUAUUAAAGAUGGAGAUCGAUCAAUCUGUUUGUUCUCCAGGCUUUGAAUUCUUGUUUUUGGUACUUAAAUUUAUAGAGUAAAAAUUAGAACAAAAAGGUAUUAUUAAUUUAUAUUCAAAUUAGUGCAUGUUUGUAUUCAAAGAAAUAAAAGGUCAUUCAUCAUAUUCAUUCUA
Erigeron canadensis is the source of this 1412-nucleotide messenger RNA. Its product is annotated as homeobox-leucine zipper protein ATHB-13-like. Gene Ontology annotation, biological process: positive regulation of DNA-templated transcription. Gene Ontology annotation, cellular component: nucleus. Bases 211 to 1152 code for a protein of 313 amino acids. Gene Ontology annotation, molecular function: sequence-specific DNA binding; DNA-binding transcription factor activity, RNA polymerase II-specific. Lineage: Eukaryota; Viridiplantae; Streptophyta; Magnoliopsida; Asterales; Asteraceae. The record is from RefSeq and is a predicted model, not a curated record. The transcript is spliced from 3 exons.